AUGGCGACGGCGGCGUGUCCUCUCCCUCACCGGUGUCUGCUCCUCCUCCAUCUGGCCCUCCUCGCUUUCCUGCUGGCGGCGGCCCCGGCGGCCGAGGCGUGGACGGGGGAGAUCCGCGGCCGCGUCGUCUGCGACGUCUGCGCCGACUCUGCCAUCGGGCCCGAGGACCACGUCCUCGAAGGCGCUGAGGUUGCUGUUCUGUGCAUCACGAAAUCUGGUGAGCUCAUCAACUACCAGGCGUUCACAAACUACAAGGGCGUCUACAGCGUUGCAGAGACAAUGCCUGAGAGCGACCGAUGGGAUUCGUGCCUGGCAAGGCCCAUCAGCAGCUUCCACCAGCAUUGCACCAGGAGGGGCGACGCACACUCUGGGGUCAAGUUCACAUACAACAAACAGUCAGGGAGCUCGCACAACGUCAAGACGUUCCUCUACAAGCCUGCCAACGUUCCUCUGUACUGUAGCUGA
Messenger RNA from Triticum turgidum subsp. durum (durum wheat), 465 nucleotides. Lineage: Eukaryota; Viridiplantae; Streptophyta; Magnoliopsida; Poales; Poaceae. The record is from the annotation of a GenBank genome assembly.